GCUUAUUAAGAUGCUGACAAAGCCGGUCGCCGUGCUGGUGGGUUGGGUCGGGUUUCUCUUCAUGCUGCAGACGACCCCAGCCGCAACAUCGAGUAAGCACAUGCACACGUUGAUGGACGUGUUUCGGGACAUACGCUUCGAUCUGGCGAAGGAACCGCUUUACCUGAGCCGAGCACGGGCCGGCAUGCAAGCUCAGUUUCGGGAUCCUCUCAUGAAGCACGCGCAGCAGCUCCCGGAAAGCGCUGAGCUGUCCUCGCAGUGCCUGAAACGGAUGGUCGCUGAGGUGGGCGAUCUCGAUGAGUUGUUUUACGCUACGUUCGGGUACGGCUGCCAGGAGCACGACCAAUACUCGUUGGAAUGUCUGGAGGCCGCUGAACCGGACUUUUUGAGUGGACUUCAAGCGCUGGUCAGAGAGACACAGAAAUGUUGGGUGAAAACGAAGGGUGGAAAUAAAUAAAUCCUUCUGAAAGCCACAGAAUCAUUCCCUGCACUUGUCGUCGAAUAAACUGAAAUAUCUACGAUUUAUCUAUACUGGGUUUAGUGGCGUAUAAAAUUAAAGU
Molecule: messenger RNA, 560 nt
Organism: Anopheles nili
Lineage: Eukaryota; Metazoa; Arthropoda; Insecta; Diptera; Culicidae
Exons: 3
Coding region: 11-457 (148 amino acids)
Source: RefSeq, a predicted model, not a curated record